Messenger RNA from Seriola dumerili (greater amberjack), 4329 nucleotides. RefSeq names its product cell migration inducing hyaluronan binding protein (gene cemip). Bases 255 to 4301 code for a protein of 1348 amino acids. The record is from RefSeq and is a predicted model, not a curated record. NCBI's taxonomy places the organism in Eukaryota, Metazoa, Chordata, Actinopteri, Carangiformes, Carangidae. The transcript has 29 exons.
GCCACGUCUCUGCGCGCCGACACCGGCUGACACAUAAACAGCGCUCCGCUCCAUCUCUGCACAGCUCCGAGCUGCUCAUCUCACAGGCUCCGGGACCAGACACAGACUACAUGCUCCAGGUCGGUGCCUUCGGUGGCUCCCCGCUGUGAACUUGGCACUUCCCACUCUGAGACCUUCUCUGAAGCCCACUGGGAGGUCUGACGCAACCUUUGAAGGCCUCAAGUGUGAAGUUGGUCAGCAGCAGGCCGAGAGAGAUGAAGACAUGCGUCGUGUUUCUGGCAGCUCUGCUGCUCCCCAGCAUCCAAGCAGUUUGUCCGGAUAAGGAGCCGGGACUGCAGCCGUGGAUGCCAGGACACAGUGAAGACCACCGUGUCACAAUCGGUUAUGGCAGGAAGGUCCUGCUCACAACCUCCGCUACGGUCCACUCCAUUGAGAUUCUCAGUGGAGGAAAGUUGGUGAUUGCUGACACCAGCCGGCCAAUACUGCUUCGAACAAAACACAUUCUGAUUGGGAACAAGGGGGAGCUGCACAUCGGAAGCCCAGACUGUCCUUAUAAAGGCAACCUCACAAUCUCCCUGUUUGGAAGAUUGGACGACAAGGAUCAGGAGCACAGCUACUUUGGGAGGAAGUACAUUGGCGUGGGGACAGGAGGGACACUAGAGAUCCACGGAGAGAAGAAGCUGUCGUGGACGUUCCUAAACAAGACCCUCCACCCCGGAGAGAGCAACCAAAACAACUAUCUGUUCCAGAGAAGCUGGGGGAACCGGGGCAUCAUUAUCCACGUCAUCGAUCCCAAGACCGGAGAGGUGCUGCACGAUGACAGGUUCGACACGUACCGCAGUAAGGAUGAGAGUCGUCGCCUCUCCAAGUACGUGGACGGUGUGGAAACAGGGCUCAUACUGGCCAUGCUGGUCAACGACGAGGGCUCCAACAACCUGGAGGACUCCGCCAAGAAGAGCCUCUCCAGGCUGGGCAGUCAGCACAUCAGCAGUCUGGGAUUUCGCCAUCCCUGGACUUUUAUAGUGACAAAGGGUGACACCUCAUCAGUUGUGGAAGAUUACGCUGUCUAUCAAGGGACCAAGGCCUCCUCGGAGGCCCGCAGCUCUCGUGUUUUCCGCUCGAGUUACGGGGAACAUUUCACCGUCACCACCAGCAGCCAGUGGGUGCAAGAGGCUGAGUGGACAGAAUGGUUUGACAGGGAUGAUGAGCAGGGAUCUGGAGACUGGGAGAAACUGUCUGACCUGCACGAGGCCUAUCCCGACAGACUGUGUGGCAGUCCGCUGGACAUCCAGGCUGAAACCCAUGAUGGCAUACCAUCCAACCAGACUGGAGAUGUGAUCCACAAGAAUGACAAAGACUACGGCUUUGUCUGCCUCAACAAGGACCAGGCUCACGGCCUCUGUCGCAACUACAGGGUCCGCUUCCUUUGUGGAAAACUGGUUCGCCCACAGGCCUCCAUCUCCAUCGACAUGUUGUCCAACAGCAGUAUCCUGGAGCUCGCCGACCAACCAGAGGGCUGGGUGUUGGGGGAUCGGGUGGUGGUGGCCAGUACCGACUACUCCAUGCACCAGGCGGAAGAGUUCACCCUGCUGCCCUGCCCUACUUGCACAUCCAACCAGGUCAAGGUCCAAGGUAAGGCCCAGUUCAUCCACAUGGGUGAGGAGGUGGACGGGGUGGACAUGAGGGCAGAGGUCGGCCUGCUGAGUCGUAACAUCCUGCUCCGUGGUGAGAUGGAGCCUGGCUGCUACGGCAACGAGGCCUGCAAAUUCUUCACCUUCGACACGUUUGGUGGACAUUUAAAGGUGGAGCGGGGAUUCAGGGCAGUUCAUAUAUCUGGGCUGGAGCUGCAGCACAUGGGCCAGCAGACAAUGGGACACUAUCCCAUCCAUUUCCAUAUGAAUGGAGAUGUGGAUGAGAGGGGAGGCUACGACCCCCCCACCUCUGUCAGAGAUCUGUCCAUCCACCACUCCUUCUCCCGCUGCAUAACCAUCCAUGGCUCCAACGGACUGCUGGUAAAAGACGUGGUAGGUUAUGACAUGCUGGGCCACUGCUUCUUCAUGGAGGACGGUCCAGAAGAGAGGAACACGUUUGACCACUGUCUGGGUCUGAUGGUGCGAGCGGGGACCCUGCUGCCUUCAGACCGAGACAGCAAAAUGUGCCGUGAUAUCACUGAGGGAGCUUAUCCAGGAUAUGUGGCCAACCCACGACAAGACUGCAGCGCGACUUCAACUUUCUGGAUCGCCAACCCCAAUAACAACCUCAUCAACUGCGCUGCUGCAGGCUCAGAGGAAACAGGUUUCUGGUUCAUCUUCCACCAUGUGCCCACUGGCCCCUCAGAGGGUCUGUACUCCCCCGGACACACUGAACACAAACCUAUGGGCCAGUUCACCAACAACAGAGCCCACUCCAACUACAGGGCUGGGAUGAUCCUUGAUAAUGGAGUAAAGACCACCAAGGCUAACGACAAGGACAAGAGACCCUUCUUGUCUCUGAUUGGAGCCAGGUAUGGCCCCCACCAGGAUGCUGACCCCUUCAAACCCAGAGUCCCUGCUCUCAUCCACCACUUUGUGGCCUACAAGAACCAGGACCACGGAGCCUGGCUGAGAGGAGGGGAUGUGUGGCUGGAUGACUGCCAAUUUGCUGAUAAUGGCAUUGGCCUCACUCUCGCAAGUGGAGGGACGUUUCCAGACGAUGACGGCUCUCGCCAGCAGGUGAAGAAUUCGCUGUUUGUGGGUGAAAGUGACAAUCACGGGAUGCCUCUCCCUGACGCCCGGAUCUGGGGACCCGGGGGUUCUGACCUCACUGGCAGGACCUUGCCACGUGGCAUUGAUUUUCCUAUCCGGGGCAUGCAGAUCUAUGACGGCCCCAUCAACGUGCAGAACUGUACAUUUCGGAAAUAUACAGCUCUGGAUGGACGUCACACCAGCGCCUUUGGCUUCAGGCUCAACAACUCGUGGCAGAGCUGCCCCAACAACAACGUCACCGACAUCACCUUCGACCACGUCCCUAUCACGUCUCGGGUGUUUUUUGGGGAACCAGGUCCCUGGUUUAAUAAGAUGCAGAUGGACGGGGACAAGACGACCGUCUUCCACGACAUUGACGGCUCAGUCAGCGAGUAUCCCGGAGCUUUCUUGGUGAAAGAGGACAACUGGCUGCUCCGUCACCCUGACUGCAUCGACGUGCCCGACUGGAAGGCUGCUAUCUGCAGCGGCCGCUACGCACAGAUCUACGUCCAGACUCGUAACCCUGCCAACCUGAACAUGGACAUAGUGAGGGAUGAGUACCCUGAUCGGCCUCUGACACUAGAGGGCGCCCUUGGGAAGAGGAAACACUACCAGCAGUUCCAACCUGUGAUCACACUUGCUAAAGGUUACACCAUCCACUGGGACCAGGUGGCGCCUGCUGAGGUCACCAUCUGGCUCAUCAACUUCAACAAAAAUGACUGGAUCAACGUGGGCCUCUGUUACCCACAAGGCACCACCUUCACCAUCAUCUCCGACAUCCACAACCGCCUGACCAAACAGACCCGCAAGACCGGCGUCUUCAUGAGGACGACGCAGAGGGAGAAGAUCAACCACUCCCACCAGACCAGAGGAUACUACUACUGGGAGGAAGACACAAGCCUGCUCUUCCUGAAGGUGAAGGCCCACAACGACAGGGAGCAGUUUGCCUUCUGCUCUGUCAAAGGUUGUGAGAGGGUGAAGAUCACAGCCAUCAUCCCCAAAGGUAGUCCCCCCAGCAACUGCAUGGCCCAGGCCUACCCCCGACACGCCGAGCUGCCCGUCGUGGAUGUACCCAUGCCCAGGAAGACACCUAACGCCAGGCUGCAUUCACCAGAACAUUUCUUGGAGGUCAAGCUGGAAUCCUACAACACUCGCUUCUUCCACAUCAAGGAGGACUUUGCCUUCACUGAGGUGAAUGGUAAGAAGUUGUACCAAGCAGACGACGGGGUGCAUCUGACGGUAAUUGACGGGCAUGAUGGGAAGGUGGUGGAGAGCAAGAGCUUCAAGAACUCCAUCCUGCAGGGUAUCCCUGCACAGAUUGACAACUACGUCAGUGGACUGAGAGACGGUUCCAUCGUCCUCAUGACGUCUAAAGGCCGCCUGGUCACCAGAGGAUCCUGGACUAAAGUCCUGGACAGACUUGGAGCAGACAAAAGCAUCAAACUGAAAGAUAAAAUUGCAUUUGUGGGGUUCAAGGGCUCCUUCCACCCGGACUGGGUCCAUCUGGAGGUGGACGCAGACCGAGCCAAGAUCCAUCAGGUCCUGCCUGUCCCUGUGGUGCACAAGAUAAAACUAUGAGUGGCAGACAGAAUGGGGAGGAAAGCCA